Elaeis guineensis (African oil palm) is the source of this 2051-nucleotide messenger RNA. RefSeq lists its product as uncharacterized. Lineage: Eukaryota; Viridiplantae; Streptophyta; Magnoliopsida; Arecales; Arecaceae. The record is from RefSeq and is a predicted model, not a curated record.
UGGUUCCAGAAAAAGCAGCGCAAGGGCAAACGACCUCCCGUGGGUGGCACUGGGGUCAAAGCAAGCCAAAAGGCAAAACCUCCACCACCUCCUCCUCCUCCUCCUCCUCCUCCUCCAGUCCUCCACACAAACUAUCCCCUUCUCCUACUUUCCCCUCCUCAAAUACAACUUAAAUAAAAGCCCAGGGAUAGAAAUUAAUCCAUCGGAUCGCUCCUCAUUUUGGGUGUACAAUAAAAUUCCACUCCUUGCGUGCUCUCCCCUGUUCUCCGCCGCUAUCUCCGAUCCCAAUUCCCCUCCCCCAUCUAUAUAAAUCAUUCAUCCAAGAUCCAAUCUCAUAGAGUGAGAGAGAGAGAGAGAGCACGCGCAAUGGCGAGAGGAAGCGGAGGGGGAGCGGAGGAGGCCCUGCUGGCGCCGGCGAAGACGUGGUACGGGCGGUGCCGGGCGCACCCGGGGGACGAGCUACGGGGGUUCCAGUCGUGCCUGCGGUGGAUGUGCAUGGACCAGUCGGACCGCUGGCGCGCACUGAUGUCGUGGUCCCUCUUCUUCGUCCUUUCCCUCGCCGUCCCCAUCGUCUCCCACUUCGUCCUCUCCUACAACCCCCAUCGCCGCCCCUAUGACCUCUCCGUCCAGCUUUCCCUCACCGCCGCCUCCGCCCUCUCCUUCAUCUGCCUCUCCGCCGUCACCCGCCGCUACGGCCUCCGCCGCUUCCUCUUCCUCGACAAGCUCCGCGGCGAGAGCGAGCACGUCCGCCUCGGCUACACCGCCCAUCUCGACCGCUCCUUCCGCCUCCUCUCCUGCUUCGUCUUGCCCCUCUUCGCCGCCGAGACGGCAUACAAGGUCUGGUGGUACUGCGCUGGCGCCGGGCGGAUCCCGUUCUUGGGCAAUCCCGUGGCCAGCGACGUGGUGGCCUGCGUUUUUGAACUGGCUUCAUGGAUUUACCGGACGGCGACGUUCUUCCUGCUGUGCGUCUUGUUCAGGCUGAUAUGCCAGCUCCAGAUACUGCGGCUGCAGGAAUUCGCGGCGGUGUUUCAGGAGGAGUCGGAGGUGGGACUGGUGCUGGCGGAGCACCUCCGAAUCCGGCGGCAGCUGCGGGUGAUCAGCCACCGAUUCCGGGGGUUCAUCGUCUCCUGCCUCGUGCUUGUCACCGCCAGCCAGUUCGCCGCCCUGCUGCUCACCACUCGAUCGCACUCGGACAUCAACCUCUUCAACACCGGAGAACUCGCGCUAUGUUCGAUCGUCCUUGUGACUGGACUGCUCAUAUGCUUAAGGAGUGCUGCUAAGAUCACACACAAGGCCCAAGCACUCACAAGCCAUGCUGCAAAGUGGCAUGUCUGUGCUACUAUUGAUUCUUUCUAUGCAGACCCUGAGACUCCUUGUGAGGUUACUUUGAACCCCAACUGUGUCUUUCCAGUGAAUGGUGGUGAGGGUGAAUCCGAUGAAGAGGUCAGUGCUGAGGAUGAACUGGAAGACACAAAGAUUGUGCCACCUCAUGCCCACACCAUUUCCUUUCAAAAGAGACAAGCUCUAGUGACAUAUUUGGAGAACAACAGAGCAGGGAUCACCAUUUUCGGUUUCACGCUGGAUAGAGCAUGGCUCCAUACCGUUUUUAUGCUUGAAACGACACUGUUCUUGUGGCUAUUGGGCAAGACAAUUGGGAUUUCGUAAGGUGGAAUGUCUUCGGUUUUUUUCUUCCCCAUAAUUUUAUUCACUCUCUCUACAUGUAGAUUCUCUUCCCCUUGUAGAAAGUUUUGAGGUAUACAAAUGAAGGCGGUGGAGGCAUUCAAGUAAUGUCAUGUAAUAUAGGUGUUGCAUCAGCUGUUCGUUUAUUCAGUCGUUGAUGAAGCAGUCCAUAAUACCAUCCUCCUGUCCUUUGAAGCUUCCUGUUCUUUUAUUUUAUAGUGUGCUGUUAGGGUUUGGCAGAGUAUUGUAUCCUUUUAUUUUUUAGGCAGCCUCCUGCUGUCUCGUGGAUCUCUUGUUCUUUUAUUUUGGGUGUACAAGGAUGGUUCGUUGAAUCGUUGUUAAGGAUGGUUGCUGACCAUGUGCAUUUAUUA